GAGGCGUGUAAGGAUGUCGAGGAGUGGUGUGCGCCCAAUGUCUUAUGAAUGACCGCCGCUGGUUCAGGUUAUGUGACAUUGUGGCAGUUCAGGACACUUCAGCACCAAAGUGAGUUAAGUGUCUGGACUUGAGGUGGAGGCAGGUGAGAGGGGGAGGGUCGCUGGAUGAGAUGCGCCCCGGUUGUUGGUUUUACGCGGAGAGGAGCGCGGCGCACGGUUGUGUUUUCUGCGCAGUCAGUGUGUGAAGUCUCGUGGUGAGCUCCGUGGAUUUGCUUUGGAUUUAAACUGUGUCCGCUGUGGGUGAAACUCAGAAGACUGACACUUUCCACAUCAGGAAUUUAUUUAACUUUUUAGUGCUUUUAACGCAGGACUGCUCCACCUGUAUCUGCUCCAUCUGGACUCUUUCUUCUUACUUCAAAGUGCCAAAGUUUACAGGUGACUUUUCCUGCGCAUGAUGUACACAAUCACAAGAGGCCCCAGCAAACUUGUCACCCAGCGACGGACAGGCCCCACGCAGCAGCUUGACAACAAAAUAAACGACUUCAAGCACAAACAAACAUCCUGGAGUAUCCCUAACCUUCCUGCACCCAAGAUAGUUUUCAGCCGCCCGAACGGUAAGAAGUACCAUCACUCUGCUCCGGCUUUGCCCGCAGACAACCAGCAGGAAGAGAGCUUCUCAGCGGCGCACGAGGAAAACGUCAAAUUUGUCUACGAUGCCUGGCAGGAGGUGGUGCAGCAGGAGCAGGGGCCAGCGGAGGACCAGGGAGCAGUCCACUAUAAAGAAACCACUCCCAGCCCACACAUGGACAAUUUUGUGCCCAUAGAUCUGGAUGAAUGGUGGGCCCAGCGUUUCCUGGCCAAUAUAGACAAGCUAUCCUGACACUCUUCUAGGAUUUGUGGAUCUUGACGGAUGGUCAGGAGGACAGACCUGAAGCAGGAUGGGUCACAAAGGAGAGGAGGCCUGGGCAGGUGUUUCAGGUUUUAAAAAAAAACAAAUGUGGUUCAAACGGACAGACAGCGCUGGGACGCUUACAGACCACAGAGAAUCACAUCACUUGAACUCUUACCUUCUAACAAUCCAUCUCUUAAUAUACAGUCAGGAACAGACUGCACAGUGGAGGACGACAUCUCCAAGUUGAGGUUCCUCUAAUCUUUCUACCCUCACAACUGAGACGUCGUUACUUUGAAAUGCAGUAAAAUUUUGUUUUCAAAAAGC
Epinephelus moara (kelp grouper) is the source of this 1216-nucleotide messenger RNA. Its product is annotated as MAPK regulated corepressor interacting protein 2-like. The transcript is spliced from 5 exons. Bases 452 to 880 code for a protein of 142 amino acids. Lineage: Eukaryota; Metazoa; Chordata; Actinopteri; Perciformes; Serranidae. The record is from RefSeq and is a predicted model, not a curated record.